AUGCCCAUAUCUUCCUCAGUAUCUCCUAGCUCUCAAGUGGUCACCUCUGGGACACCAGAGUCCACGGGUCCUCCUACUCGCACUACCGAGCCUCCAAGCACUACCCACGUUUCAUCCCCUUCCAUUUCUUCCAUAGCAAGCACAUCCCAGAAGCUCUCAAGUGGUCACCUCUGGGACACCAGAGUCCACGGGUCCUCCUACUCGCACUACCGAGCCUCCAAGCACUACCCACGUUUCAUCCCCUUCCAUUUCUUCCAUAGCAAGCACAUCCCAGAAGGCACCCCAAAUGCCGCGAGGAACCAGAGCGGCAGAGAAGAUGAAGCUGGGCAGAGGACCCACCUGUUGCUCGGAGUUCAGCAUUGCCUGGCCGCCUCUCCUGGGGGGCCUCCACCAGCACAGCAGGCCAAGGAUCACCAGGAGCAGGACAACGCCCAGCACGCAGAAGACGGCAGUCUGGCCAUUCCACACGGGCACACGCUCUUGGCCAAAUCGGGUGGGGCCGACCUCCACAACGGCACCUGCUCCAAUCAGACAAGGAGCUGCGGCUACCGGCCUGAGUUUGAUGCGCCCCAUGCCGCCCAUUUGGGCAAUGCCCGCAUCGUGGGGGGCACGAAGGCUGCUGCUGGGAAAUGGCCCUGGGUGGUCAGCAUUCAGACCAGCUCCUUCCACUUCUGCGGGGGGAGCAUCGUGCACCCCUGGUGGGUGCUCUCUGCCGCUCACUGCUUCACAGACAGAAGGGAAGGCAUCAGGGUGGCGGCCGGAAGCAACUACCUGGGCAGGAACAACGUCACCCGCUGGGUGCGGAAGAUCCACCUCCACCCGCUCUACAACCCCAAGACCUACGACAACGACCUGGCGCUGCUGCUCCUGCGCAACCCCAUCCCCCACAGCUGGUUCCACACCGCCCUCUGCCUGCCAGACCGCAACAUCGUCCCGGACAACAGCAUGUGGGACAGCUGCUUUGUCGCCGGCUGGGGCCUCACCAAACCCGGCUCAGAGUACGGCUCCCUUGAGCUGCUGGACAUCCAGGUGGCCCUGGUGGACUGGACACUCUGCCUGCGGUGGCUGCACUCCCUCACCAGGAACAUGGUGUGCGCUGGGUUCGAGGAGGGCGGCCGGGAUGCCUGCCAGGGGGACAGCGGAGGCCCCCUGAUGUGUCUCCCACCUGGCCACAGCGGCCACAGCAGCCCCCGGCGCUGGUAUCAAGUGGGCAUUGUGAGUUGGGGUCGCAGCUGCGCGGCCGCCCGCAGCCCAGGCGUCUACACGCAGAUCUCCAACUACCACUCCUGGCUAGAGCAGACCUCGGCGCACGAUGGGCGCCCCUUCCGUGUGCCCCAGAUCCCAGUCGGCCCCUCCGCCCAGCACGAGAAGCACAACGACCUCUGGGCCGACGUGGAGAGUGGAGGAGCCCCCGUGGGCCCCCCAGUCGUGCUCUGCUUUGCCUCCCUGGCGGUGCUGCUCUUAGGCCUGCGCUGAGGAGCAGCCAGCGAGAAAGGGCCACGGUGGCCGGUGUGGGGAGGCCCAAAGGAUGCUGAGCAAUGGGGGGGGGGGGCUUCCCUCAGUUUGACUCGGCCGUACAAUAAA
This is a messenger RNA of Thamnophis elegans (Western terrestrial garter snake), 1584 nucleotides long. RefSeq names its product serine protease 55-like. Gene Ontology annotation, biological process: proteolysis. The coding region runs from base 1 to 1476 and encodes 491 amino acids. Lineage: Eukaryota; Metazoa; Chordata; Lepidosauria; Squamata; Natricidae. The record is from RefSeq and is a predicted model, not a curated record. Gene Ontology annotation, molecular function: serine-type endopeptidase activity. The transcript is spliced from 7 exons.